This is a messenger RNA of Sardina pilchardus (European sardine), 2022 nucleotides long. Its product is annotated as DBH-like monooxygenase protein 2 homolog. The record is from RefSeq and is a predicted model, not a curated record. Lineage: Eukaryota; Metazoa; Chordata; Actinopteri; Clupeiformes; Clupeidae. The transcript is spliced from 14 exons. Bases 255 to 1856 code for a protein of 533 amino acids. Gene Ontology annotation, molecular function: dopamine beta-monooxygenase activity; copper ion binding.
CUCAGCAUAGGCCAAGUGGCCUACAUGACAUUAGUGGUCAAAUCAACAUCUAGCAAAUGCAGGUGUGCUAAAGAAAAGAGGAACAUGUGUACAGUAAAUCACUGCAGAAAGUUGUUUGUUAUUGUUCACCUUUUGGUUCUCAGUUGUGCAAAAAACUAAUCGAAAUGCAACAAAGUCCGAACGUUUUUGUGACAGACUAUGCCAUUACCUUGACCUGAGCAACUUAAGAGUGGCUGGACUCAGAGGAGCUGGUGAUGCUGAAAUGGGGCUUUGACGACGUCCAAGGCAACAUUACCUUCGAGUUGUGCGUAAAUACCACGGGCUGGAUCAGCUUUGGCAUGAGUCCCAACGGGGGCAUGACUGGAGCUGAUUUGGUCAUUGGAGGAGUAAACCCAGAUGGAUUUUAUUUUGGGGACUACCAUGCCAAUGGAAAUGAGAUGCCUACACUUGACCAGGAGCAGAGCUACAGUCUGCUCUCUCUCACUGAGACCGAUGGACAGACCACUAUGAGAUUCGAGAGGUCCAUCAAGUCUUGUGACACAGAUGACCAUCCUAUUACUGAGCUUCCCGUCAAGCUGAUCUAUGCGUAUGGGCAGACUGAUCAGAUUGGGUAUCACAGACAGCUCCGAGGCACCAAGGAGGUGAAUCUGCUCAAGUACAUGCCUCGCUCCAUCCCAACCCAGAGCCAGUACUUCGACCUGACCAUGUUAAACUUCACAGUUCCUCCUGCGGACACCCGUUAUGAGUGCAGGGUGUUGAACGCGCCCACAUUUGCUGAGAAACAGCACAUCUAUCGGAUCCAGCCACUGAUUGAUCACCCGGAUGUCGUGCACCAUUUGCUUCUCUACAAAUGUCUUCCGCAUGUGAACGAAACCUUUCAGGAGCAAUGCUAUACUAAUCCCAAACACGGUGCCUGCUUUCAAAUCAUGGCUGCAUGGGGUGUAGGAGGCGGGGACUUUGAGGUCCCAGAGCAUGUGGGGAUUCCUAUUGGAGGAGACGAGGGGGACUGUAUGUACAGGCUUGAGAUCCACUACAAUAAUCCAAUGAUGAUUGAAGGUCGAGUGGACAACUCAGGGCUGCGCUUGCACUACACAUCCCAGCUCCGCAAGCAUGAUGCAGGCACUCUGCAGGCUGGUUUAGCAGUGGCCCCUGGGUACAGCAUACCACCCAAUACCACAUCUUUUCACACAUAUGGUGUGUGUGACCUGUCCGCUAACACAAAGGAUAUGCAGGUGUUUGCAACUGGACUGCACACUCACCUGGCUGGGAGGAAGGUUCGGGUGGGUCACUUUAGGGAAGACAAACAGAUUGGAUUUUUGGCCUUUGAUGAUCACUACGACUUUGAAUUUCAGGAAAUUAAAAACCUGGGCAAAAUAAAAACUCUUAAAAUGGGAGAUUCUCUUGUGGUGGAGUGUACAUAUGAUACCUCUAAUCGCACUGGACUCACAUGGGGUGGCUUGAGCACACAGGAGGAGAUGUGUCUGGUAUUUGUCCUCUACUAUCCUGCCUCCAAUAUAAGCAACUGCGUCAGUUUUCCUGACAUCGAGGCCCUCAAGACCAAACUGGGAGCAUCAACAGAUAACGAAUUGUACAUGACGCUCAGCCAGAAGACAUGGGAUGAAGAGGCAGUCAUUGAGUAUGAGAGGACCUUGAAAAACAUCCCACAAGACCUUAUGGUAGAUGAUGGAGAGAACAUGCACUGGAACCGCAUUGACAAGAUCAGUGACUUGAUGGAGAGUCCGACACCCAGCUGUGACAGAACUCCACCGCGACCAGGGCCAUCAAACGCAUCCAACAUGGCCAGAGUGUCCUGGAUUCUGUUGCUGUUGAUCUGGGUAGUCAUGCGUGCAUUCUAAUGUUAGCACCAUCCCAGUGUCUUUUCAGGUCAGGUGGCUGAAAUCUCCACACCAAGCAAGCACCGGUGGUUGAUCACGUUAAACCCUAGUUAUUCUGUCGUGCAGUGAGCCUACCUUUUUAAUCUGAUAAUAUUUGACCUGAUCUUCAUAUGAUAUAUAGGCCUAC